AUGGAAAUAGCGUACUCGUACACGAAGAGGCGCUGCGACUUCGGUCGGCAGCCGCUGUUCUGCGAGCAGGGCCCCGAGCUCUGCGACAGCGUGCCCGCCGCCGCCGCGGAGCACAAGCACUACAUACUGCGCAACCCCGUACACCAGGCCACGCAGAACACGCCCUCCUUCUCAGAGCACCGCGUCAACACUAUUCGAGCUGAAUACACAACAACUGGUGCUAACCACGCUGAAGGCGGUUGGCCGAAGGACGUGAAUGUCGUGGACCCUGAAGCGACCCAACGCUAUCGCAGAAAAAUCGAGAAAGAUGACAACUACAUCCAUUGCGUUAUGUCAUUGUCUUCGGGUAUGGAGCAUUACGUGCUGCAAAACAAUGCCAUCGACAUGUACCGCACGUACUAUGCGGAGAUGUCGUCGCUGCCGCCCGUAGAGAAGAGCAGCUGCCGCACCGUGAACGUGUACCGCGACGCGGCGGGCGGCGCCGGGCGCCCCGUCAGCUCCAUCUGCUGGCAGCCGGAGGGGCACAGCUUCGCCGUGACCUACGUCGACGUCGACUUCAACCAAAACCCUCGAGCUCCUAUCGAGUCGUACAUCUGGGAUUUGGAGAAUGCGAACUAUCCAGAAGUUAUCAUAAAUCCACCGGCAGCACUCCUAGACUUACAGUUUAACCCCCGCGAUCAUAACAUGCUGAUCGGUGGCCUGAUAAAUGGGCAGGUGGGCGUCUGGGAUCGGCGGCGCGGAGGAUCGCCCACGGUGACGUGCGCACCACACGUGGCCCAUAGAGAACUCGUUAGAAAUGUUUUGUUCAUUAACUCCAAGUCAGGUCAAGAGUUCUUUUCCGGCGGGCCCGACGGUGCAUGCAAAUGGUGGGAUAUUCGGAACAUGAGCGAACCUACUGACGAAAUGAUUAUGGACGUUGUUAAAUCAUCUUUUGAUGUACAGAGUAUGGCUUCUGCCAAUGGUAUAAGCGUACUAGAGUAUGAACCAACGAUUCCUACUCGUUUCAUGGUUGGCACAGAGAAUGGCCUAGUCAUAGGUGGAAAUCGUAAAGGCAAAACACCUAUGGAGAAACUACCAGCCAAGUUCGAAGCGCAUCUUGGGCCGGUGCGGUCGUUGGAGCGCAACCCUAACUUCCUGAAGAACUUCCUCACGGUCGGCGACUGGACGGUGCGCGUGUGGAGUGAGGACUGCCGUGAGUCUUCCAUACUGUGGUCUCUGCCUCAUCGCCAUAAAAUCACCUCUGCUACUUGGAGCCCUACCAGGUUGUCGCUGAUGCUGGUGAUGCAGUGGAACGGCGUGCUGGCGGCGUGGGACCUGCUGCGGCGCCAGCACGAGCCCGCGCUCACGCUGCAGCUGUGCGAGGAGCCGCUGCUGCGAGUGCGCAUGCAGGAGGCCGGUACGUUGGCAGCGUGCGGCAGUCGCAAGGGAAACGUCUACAUGGUCGAACUGUCACAAAACAUGGCGCAGUCUGACAAGAACGAUAAAGGUUUAUUGACUGCUAUGUUCGAGCGCGAGAGCAAGCGCGAGCGCAUCCUGGAGGCGCGCAUGCGCGAGUUCCGGCUGAAGCUGCGGCAGGCGGAGGAGGGCAGCCCCGCCGCCGCCGCCUCCGCGCCCGACCUCGCCGCCGGCGACCGCGACCUCGCCGAAGCCGCCGCCGAGUACGCGCUGCUCGUCAAGAAGGAGCUCGCCUCCUUCUAG
Molecule: messenger RNA, 1698 nt
Organism: Melitaea cinxia (Glanville fritillary)
Lineage: Eukaryota; Metazoa; Arthropoda; Insecta; Lepidoptera; Nymphalidae
Product: dynein axonemal intermediate chain 2-like
Exons: 7
Coding region: 1-1698 (565 amino acids)
Biological process (GO): cilium movement; outer dynein arm assembly
Cellular component (GO): outer dynein arm
Molecular function (GO): dynein light chain binding; dynein heavy chain binding
Source: RefSeq, a predicted model, not a curated record